CAUUGACAUUUCUUAUUUGCAUUUUGUUGUUGUUAUUCGUGGGAGUGUUUUAUUGUUGAUAUAUUAUUAAAAUAAUAAAUGUGUGAAUGUAUAUUUAUGAUAAAUAAAACUAAAUACAUAUUUGUCUAUCAUGUUAAUAAGUUGAUCAAGAAUUAGGCUUUUUAGAGUAUGUUAUAGAGAAUUUUAAAAUCUGUUGAAUGCAAACUGCAUCGCCAACGAUUUUAACACCUUUCUGAAUUAAAAUAAGCUUAAUAACUAGUACUACGACAUGGGAGACGUACAAGUGUGUCGUAUUUGUCUUAACAUGGGUGUAGCAAUGCAGGACCUGUUGGCUUACCCCUUAGAAACUUAUUUUGCAUCAUUCAUGAUAGAGAGCAAGCCAGUACACACUGAAUUACCUCCAUACGCCUGCUAUGAGUGUGCAGCACUCCUGAAGAAGUAUCAUAUGUUCAAGCAGAAGUGUCUGCAAAGUCAGGGUCUGCUGUCUUCCAUGAUUGAUGAUUGUGGAAAGAUUACACCACCACAAAUAAAAUCAAUCAACCGACAGAACCUUCUAGCAGUUUCUAAAGUCACUCAAAUUGACAUUGAAGAAACCACAAAUACACUCAACAUUGACUUUCCUUACACAUACAUAGUAGAAGAAACUACAAACUUUUUAAACAUAGACCAACCAAACUUCAUGGUUGAAAAUAUUAAGAAAGAGGACCAUGAUGACACGGAGGUACCUGAUGAAAUUACUCCUGGUAUAUCUAGUGAUGAGGAAGAAUCUGAGAGUAUGGGGAAGAAGUUACGAGAUUUGGAGAAGGUUGAUAUUUGUGUGAAGAUGGACUUGCAGGAGUCUGAUGAUCAAGAGCUCCCAAUAACCACAGCUGAUGUAAAAAGGCAGCCGCUCCGUAAAUCGCGGGCCACAGCAAAGAAGCAAGGCAGACUAAAGAGGAAUAGCACUAGAGUUACUAAAAAGAGGUCGACUGAAGUGAAGGACGAUAGCCUCUGUGAAGACGAGGGUUUAGAUGAUAUUACUGUUGUUACUUUGUCGCUAGAAGAGCAGUUGGAAGAGAUAAACAAACGCAAGCAGUCGUCCAACUAUCUGAACUGUCCUUACCAGUGCCACUUGUGUUAUAAAGGGUUCAAUAAAACCCUCACGUGGAAACAUCAUCUUAGUAAACAUUCGCCGAACGCCGGAGAUAUAGAGUGCAAUAUCUGUAAAUAUAGAUUUAAAACGAAAAGGAAUUUACAACGACAUGCUCUGAACCACGGCAAGAAAUAUCUCUGUAACUUAUGUUCAUACAACUCUAGUAAUAUUACCACGGUGAAGCAGCAUCAAGGAUCACACAAGGGCGUGACUCAUAAGUGCAACUUUUGUGAUGAAGUUUUCACAGUUCGAACAACAUACGUCUGUCAUAUGCGUAUCAAACAUCCUUCUGAGAACAUCUGCGGUUACUGCGGCUACUCGUUCUACAGUCAACGCGGACUCAUCGUGCACAAGAACAUGGUGCAUAAGGACGUUGAUGUGAGUUGUGAUUUAAACCUUAUGUCUUUGUAA
This is a messenger RNA of Helicoverpa armigera (cotton bollworm), 1543 nucleotides long. Its product is annotated as transcriptional repressor CTCFL. The record is from RefSeq and is a predicted model, not a curated record. Bases 269 to 1543 code for a protein of 424 amino acids. The transcript is spliced from 8 exons. Gene Ontology annotation, biological process: regulation of transcription by RNA polymerase II. Gene Ontology annotation, molecular function: DNA-binding transcription factor activity; RNA polymerase II cis-regulatory region sequence-specific DNA binding; zinc ion binding. NCBI's taxonomy places the organism in Eukaryota, Metazoa, Arthropoda, Insecta, Lepidoptera, Noctuidae. Gene Ontology annotation, cellular component: nucleus.